UCAGCGCACACAGGAAAAGGUAGCAGAUACACAUCAUCUUUCUCAUUUGGUGUCUCGUCUCUGCACCAUGUUCCAACUGCUGAAGAACAAGAAGCUUCUAAUUUUCCUGUUCUUCUACCUGUGCUCUGUUCCACAAGUGGGCUGUGAUGAUGUUCUCCAUGUGAAUGGAACAGCAGGAAGGAAUCGCACAGUGACAUUCACGCUAAAGAGCACGGUUCAAAACAUCGAUUCAGUUUACUUGUACCGAGACAACACAAAGAUUCACACGUUCAUCCUAUCCAACAGAUCCUGCUUUUUAUGUUUAAAUCACACACUGUCUACGAUCUGCAUCAGAAAUGUGACCCAACAACACAUCAGUCUGAUCUUCACACAUCUAAUACACAAUGGAGUGUAUUACCUUGCUGUGAUCAUGCCGAACUACAUUGUUGUAGAAAGCAACAGCGUGAAAUUGACUGUACACAGUGCUGAGUACACAACAUACACCACAGCUUCCUCAUUCAAUAUCACAUCCUUCCAGCUGGAACAUUCAGAAAAAAAGUCCAUCAUGUUGAUGGUUGUUCCAAUUCUGUUUGCAGUUGUGGUGUUGGUAAUCAUUUUGCUCGGCUUCUUUUACUGGAAUUACAGGAAGAAAACAGACACAACUCCUGCUGUGAACUCCACAUCUGCACCACAGGUGAUUCCUGUUCCUAAUGUUACCUGUGUUGAGUAUUGUGUUCUGGACUUUCCAAACCGACCUGGAGAGAAAGUGAGGAGCACAGAGGAGCGGGUGGAGUACUCACCCAUUGUAUUUCCUUCAAGAAAACCAUUACCACAAGACAAUGAACUAAAACCAACGACACAACAAAAGAAAAUAAAAAAAUCACCAAAACUACAGCAUGAGGAGAAAGAUACAGAUAAAAUGUCUGAGAAAGCAAAAACAUCAAAACCUAAACAUCACAAAUGUCAGAAAAAAUCACGCCUAAAGACACCCUGUGAUGGUCCAGGCAAAAGCACAACAUAGAAUUUGGGUAGUUAAAUAUACUGUAUGCAAUUUAGUUAUUUAAUAUAACAACUUUAUUCUAACCAUGUAUAAGGACUCAUGAAUCUUCAGGUGCUUUGUAUAUAAGGUAUAUAAGGGUCAGUUAUUACAGUUUCAAUAAUCAAAGAGGAAGCAAUCAUCCCCUCGUUCACGUCCAUUCCAAAUCUGCAAAAACAUCCAGCUGCUGAGAAAAUGCACAGAGUGUAAGGGUGAACAAGAGGAGCAUAUGUUGUAAAUAACAAAUAUAAUUUAAAUAUAUAUAGUUUUACUCUCACCAGUUCCAGAGUUUUAAACACUUUAAUUUAUACAAAAAAAAAAAAAAGGCAUCUUAUUGCAGUGUUGAUAUAUCAGUUUGCUGCCAUACUAAAUCUAAAAUCUUUAUAUAAGCACUUAUCAAUUAUUCUGUUUCUCUGCAUUUCCUCUUGUCCACCUCUUCAUAAGAGCUGUAAAUUUUUUUUUACACGGUAUAAUGUUUAGAUUAAACAGACGGGAUCGACAUGGCCGUAGACUCUAGGAAUAAAACUUGCUCAGAAUGCUUUCUUGCACUUGACGUAUGGAGAUGCUACAGACUUUUUAGUGUUUACGGAAAGUGGACAAGGGCAAGUUAUGAAUACUAUUGUAACAAAGAGAUGUUUGGUGUGAGAAUACAGAGAGAAUGUUUGUGUGCUAUUGGGAGAAAUGUUGCUAUUUAAAUACAGCACACACAACAGUACAGUAAAGAAAACAACAGUGUGUGUGUCUGUGUGUGUGUGUUAAACACCAUUGAAUUGUAAGGCACCAGUGUUACUUAGGUGACAACCACAUACACCAUGGUGUGAAAUCCCCCUCCGCACACACAUGCACACACACUCACAAACACGCAGACAUGCACAAUGCUACUGUGGUUAAUUGAAGUAUAAAUGCAGUAACUAUACAAGGCAUCUGAAAUGUCAGCAACCAAUGUGAAUAUGUUGAGCAAAUAUGUCCAGUUAAAUCUGCAAAAACAUGAUACAGCUGCUCAGAAAGUGAGUAUAGUGUAAGAUUGAAGACGUAGAGCAUACCAAUGUUGUAAAUAAAAUUCUAAAAUAAAGUGUAUGUAGUUUUGCUCUCGUUAGUUCCUGACAUUUCAGACACUUGUAACAUUUGUAAUAUAUACUGUAAAAAACACAGAAUCAUAUUGCUGUGGUGAUAUAUCAGUGUGAUUAUAUAGCUUUUGUGUGUCUCGUUUGUUAUUGUGUACCUGUGCACCAAUGAAAUCUUUCUCAAAAUGAACCUAAAAAUAUUGAGAAAGUUUUUCAACAGUCUGACUUUGUGACUUUGAUAUGUUGAAGCCAUAUUCUCAUAGAGUGUGUGAAGAUUUACAUUUUAUCUCAUGAAGAGAACGCUCUUAUUGAAUCUUCAUAUCAUUAUGUUGAGAAACCUUAUCGUUAUUAGAACCAAAUAAACAGUUUUAUUAUUACUUUGUAUGCUACUAAAAGUAUUUUAUAACAUCUUAAUCGAUGAUUAAUGAAUUAAAAUUGAACAAUUUUGUUUGUUUUAAUAUAUGACAAUGAAAUUCAUGUUAUUGUAGAGUAAAUUCUCCUCAUGGUCCUUUAAUGUACAUUUAUAUACAGCUCA
Messenger RNA from Tachysurus vachellii, 2614 nucleotides. RefSeq lists its product as uncharacterized. Gene Ontology annotation, biological process: positive regulation of T cell apoptotic process; negative regulation of immune response. The transcript is spliced from 5 exons. Gene Ontology annotation, cellular component: external side of plasma membrane; membrane. NCBI's taxonomy places the organism in Eukaryota, Metazoa, Chordata, Actinopteri, Siluriformes, Bagridae. The record is from RefSeq and is a predicted model, not a curated record. The coding region runs from base 68 to 1000 and encodes 310 amino acids.